ACCUGCUUGACGCAUGCAGACUUCGCUCCCUAGAAUCGGACACAGUGACGGCACUGGCGAUCCGUCCAGAAUUGACUCAAGGUUGUUGAAAAGUCUAGUCAAUGCAGUGAAAUCUGAGCAGAGUUAGUGCACCGUCGCAGCUUUAUGGGAUUCGUCCGGUGCUGUGCUUACCAUGCAUAUUGAGUGCUGUUUGUGCACGUUUCUGUUAAUUCGCUUGGUUGAAGGGCGGUCAGUUAAUAUCUUCAGUGACGAGGAGAAAGAAAAAUGUGAAGAUGCGCGGAAAAAGUUCUUGACGUCAACCGAUAGAAUAAUGAGAAAUUGGCACGGCGAGGAUGUGCGAAAAAUCGUCUUUGAAGGGGAUAUGGUUCUCUCAUCUACCCAGAAAGGUCGCUGGGGUAAAACGGGAUAUCUCACUGAAAACAGCAGCCCUCUUAUCCAUGAGAAAUGGCCAAAAAACACCGUCAACUAUGCAUUCAGCACUCCCACUCCUGACAAGCCAAUGAUCCUCAAGGCCAUGGAAGAAUGGUCAACAAAAACGUGCAUGAAAUUUGCAGAGGGCACGGGGAACGUGCUGCGCAUUUUCCAAGGCACUGGCUGUUACGCCCAGGUAGGGUACCACUCCAAGAACAUGCAAAUGUCCGUCUCCGAGAUAUGUGACAAGGGCACAGUGGUCCACCUGCUUGGACACGUGAUAGGACUGGUGCAUCAGCACUCCAGGCCCGACCGUGACCGUUUCCUGCACAUCCAGUUCCACAACACAGCGCUGGAGGAUGUCCUGUUCCUCAACUAUAAGGAUUACGACAAGUGCCCGUACGACUACCGGUCCGUCAUGCACUACGACAUGUACGGGCUGAGCUACAACGGCGAGAGUGUCUUCCUUGGCAGAUCAGAGGACAAGAAAGUGGACGGGCUGGUGCUGUCUUCUGCCAUUGGGACCGAUUGGACCAAGCCGUCCGACAGCGACGCGGCCCUCGUCAACCGCGAGUACGGCUGCCCGCUCAAAAAGUGCAGCGACCUCAAGCCGCAACCGCCAAAGUGCAAUCAGGACGUUCGCGCGGAUCAAGUGCACUUCGAACGGAGCGUCACCUUCAAGAGCAUGAUGACUGACCGCCACAAAGCUAUCUCGUGCAUCUGGAAGACGGAGGUGCCCGAGACGUUGCCCUGCUCCCGCGCCGCCAUCUCGGUCACGCUCUCGGAGAAGCCCGACGACGAUCUGAAACGCGUCUGGUUCGCCAGCGGCUGCCGCCUGUUCCACGUGGAGAUCUUCGACCCGGACGCAGACAUGAGCUACUUCUACUGUGCAGCUCAGUUCGCCAGGAAGGCCACCAAGGUGUUCGUGUCAACGGCACGGAAGAUCUAUGGCAUUGUGCGCCUGUACCCGGCCGACUGGGAGGGCUUCGAGACGGCUGCCCUUGAAACGGGCAAGGUCAAGUUUUUCAACAUCAAGGACUUCGUGUGCGCCGGGGAAAUAAACGGCAAGUGUUUCUAGGUUUCGGCGAAGCGCUCAGCGUCCGUUGCUGACAAUGCUUGUCUGAUGUGUGACGCAUUCGAGUCGCAUCGUACGCGGCAAAC
Molecule: messenger RNA, 1572 nt
Organism: Pollicipes pollicipes
Lineage: Eukaryota; Metazoa; Arthropoda; Thecostraca; Pollicipedomorpha; Pollicipedidae
Product: high choriolytic enzyme 1-like
Exons: 1
Coding region: 173-1489 (438 amino acids)
Biological process (GO): proteolysis
Molecular function (GO): zinc ion binding; metalloendopeptidase activity
Source: RefSeq, a predicted model, not a curated record